Molecule: messenger RNA, 1593 nt
Organism: Exophiala viscosa
Lineage: Eukaryota; Fungi; Ascomycota; Eurotiomycetes; Chaetothyriales; Herpotrichiellaceae
Product: PIG-X
Exons: 1
Coding region: 1-1593 (530 amino acids)
Biological process (GO): GPI anchor biosynthetic process
Cellular component (GO): glycosylphosphatidylinositol-mannosyltransferase I complex; endoplasmic reticulum membrane
Molecular function (GO): mannosyltransferase activity
Source: RefSeq, a predicted model, not a curated record
AUGCGCAGGCGAUCCACAUGGAUCACGCAUCCAAGUCGUGCCGUUAACCCGGACGAUAUCCAAGUCCGCAAGAAUCAGCUCCUCCUUGGGGCUCUGAAGGCUGCACGAGAAGAGCGUGUGACCCUUGGCUUUAAGGAGCUACCUGAGGAGGUGGUGGAGAUUCUGCGUGCUUCUCACGAACUUCACCUUCGUUGGGCACCCGAGCGUGCCUACAACACUACGGCUCCGUUCCUGUCAAGGACCUCACCCGGUCUGCACGUUCAAUACACUCCUCUCAGGGAGGAUCAACCGGACCAGCUCUGUGAUCUCCUUCACAAACUAUUUGGAGAGGAACUUCGGUGCACCUUGCCCAGGUCAACGUUCAUCAGCCCUCCUUUGGUGUCGGAGCGCUUUGCUCAGACUUCAUCACUACAAUAUUACACCCUCCUCCCAUCAUUGAAGCGUUUUGUGGCUUACCUACAUCGCAAUUUCUGCAAGCCUUCGGACCUGCUAUGUAUACAUACGGCGUCACUACUAAAUAUUGCAGAUAAUGUGGAUCUCGACUACGACAGCAUUUCUCACGCGCUCACUAUGACCGUAUUCUGGUCCAAACAACCACCUGUUGUCUAUGACCCCAUAGGCGAUUUUACCACUCUUGACGCUUGGAAUCUCGACAUUGAAACGAAAAACACAGAUAAGGCUGAGGUUGGCAUUCUCAGUGCAGCUCCAGCGACCGAGCCCUCAGACAUCCAGCUUUCAGGCUUUCUGACUUCAGUGGGAGAAGAUGACCAUCCAAAACCCACAUUGUUCAGUUUUCCGUCGAGGCAUCAUUCUCUUAAUGCAGCACAGCGGCUCUCGCAGAAAUAUGGUGUUUCGUUCGACAAACCUACAGGCCUGCAUCCAAUACUUCGAAUCUCAUUUCCAUCUGCAGAGUGCUUGACCGAGCCAGAGAAUAAGCCUCCUGGGAGCGUUUGUGCAUUACAGACUUACCUCACCCUCCCGUCGCAUCUCUUCGCAGACAAAUACGCCUUUCUCAGCAACGACCCUCUGUUCCAGAAAUCGCACAAUCUAGGACAACUGCAUUCCAUAGCGGGUGAGACGGACCUGGAAGCUCCCGACUAUGUCAUUGAGAAAUGGGGGUCGACAAUGCUGCUAGAAAUCCCCACUACUGGUGGUAAGGGCAAUGAGUCUGCCGACACCUGGGACGCCACGAUUCCUUUACAUCUACGAUACAUGCAACCUGAGGACGGAGGGAUAUCGGAGGUGGAGAUGCCUUGGCCUAUUGUCUUCUGGGCUUGCACAGCGGAAGAAGGCACAAGAUUCCCAGUCAACCCGUUUGACAGGACACAGCUUGGUUAUGAUGGACUCUUUGGGCCGAGGACGAUGUUUUACCAUCUGGAACCUUCACCACAAACUCAACCUGCCGGGAAAUUGGUUGAGCGCAUCGCGGUUCCGGUGUUGGACACCCAAUCAUCGAGUUUGAGGACCAUUGAAUUGGUGACUGUGACUACUAUAGUCUUGGGGUUUUUGUGGGUUUUACUAAAGUUGAAUCUGCUUCCUCGUUUAGCUGCAAGCCGUGUCAAACAGACCUCGGACGUAAAGAAGCAACAAUAA